Molecule: messenger RNA, 2230 nt
Organism: Gallus gallus (chicken)
Lineage: Eukaryota; Metazoa; Chordata; Aves; Galliformes; Phasianidae
Gene: KLRN2B
Product: C-type lectin domain family 2 member D-like
Exons: 5
Coding region: 66-833 (255 amino acids)
Source: RefSeq, a predicted model, not a curated record
GGGCGUUCCCGGACGGCUUCCCGACUGCGACUGAGCGCUUUCGGACCCGCUGUGCCCACUGCAGUAUGCCGCUGUUUUUCAGCUUUCCGCCACGACCCCUCCGUGAGGUCCUCGCUAAGAAGAGCGCUCCGCCGGCACCGCUGUGCCCUCAGCGCGACCCUUCUCUGCCCCUCUCCCCGCACACGAUGGGCGCAGCCCCGCACCUCCACGGUGCUAUGGAAGAAAAAGAGCGGCUGAGCCCUUCCCCGCCCCGAGAGGCGACGGUCCAGCCGGGAGAGGAAGAAGUCCGAGCGCAACGGGGCUCCGGAUGCAGUGAGCUGAAGCAGAACAGGCGCCGCGUGCUCUGCGUGGCUUUGUGUGCAGUGCCGUGCAUCCUUGUUUCGGCGCUGGUGGCCGUGGUAGUGCUCCAGCGUCCGUCGUGCUCACCUCGCCCACCCUUCUCCCACGUGUGCCCCAACGCCUGGGUCGGUUUCCAAGGGAAAUGCUAUUAUUUCUCGGACAUGGAGAGCGAUUGGAACAGCAGCAGGGAGCACUGCCACCGCCUCGGAGCUUCCCUGGCCACCAUAGAGACGGAGGAGGAGAUGGAAUUCAUGCUGCGGUACCGGGGCCCAGCAAACUGUUGGAUUGGGCUGCACAGGGCAGAAGGGGCCGAGCACUGGACAUGGGCCGAUGGCAGCACCUUCAGCAACUGGUUUGAGCUGCGAGGCGGAGGCCGAUGUGCGUACCUGAAUGGGGACAGGAUCAGCUCAGCCCUCUGCCACAAUGAGAAGUUCUGGGUGUGCAGCAGAGCUGACAGCUACGUCCGCUGGAGGAAAGGGACAAAUCCGCAGUGACGAAUCCCAUCCCAGGCAGCUCGUGCCAACGCUGCUGGGCACUGCCAUGCCAUCCGUGUGUGGUGGAGUCUGCCUUUUUCCAGCACUGCUACAUUUGUGUUUACAUGGACUCAGCCAGCUGUGCUGCUCGCUGUCUCUCAGGAAACUCAUCUGUUGCACUGUGCCUUAAGGGGGGGUCCUCUGGGGGUCCUUACAGAUCAUAGCCCCACGGGACGGUUGGGUGGGCAGCUGACGAUUCUGCACGGUUCUCUCCACUUACACUAUUACCGUCUUCGUUAUUGUUAUUACGAUUAUUGUUAUUGCAAGUCUGCAUUUAUUACCCUUCCUAUCAUUAUGUUCGGCAUUAUUUCCUUUACCGUUUCUACUCCCGUUUAUUAACAGUCCCUGCCACAAUUCCCCUCCUCUACUGCCCAACUCCCCAUUUCAUCACUACUUUUCGUUCUUGUCCCAUUAUUAGCAAUAUGAACGUCAUUACCGUUAUCAGUGCCUCGAUUCCCAUUAUCACCAUUUGCGUUUCCUAUUUUCGAUUAUUACCUCGUUAUUAGUAGCUGUAACAUUUCUCUCAUUUCCACCCCAAUUUUACCACUACGUUUAAUACUGUUUUUCCUCACACUAAUACUACUCAUGCCUUCCUGAUGGACUUUAUUAAGUGCCCUUCCCACACUACCACCGUUUUAUUAUUACUUUACGUAGUUCUGAUCAUUAUCUGAUUAUUAAUAAUAUUUCUCUUAUGAGUAUCCGCCCGGUUCACCCCAUUUUAUCACUGCAUGUUGCCGUUAUUCUUUACACUCUUACUAAUACACUUCUUAUUUUUAUUGUUUAGUGCCCCCCCCCCCAUUAUCCCAUUAUCAUUUCUCCAUUUUUGAUGAUUAUCCCAUUAUUAAUGCUAUUUGAUGCCAUUAUCGUCCUUGUCCCUACAGCGUGGCAUUACAAACACAGUCAUCACAGCUCAUCUUUAUUAUUUUUCUCAUUAAGAGCCCAAAUCCCCCAUUGUUUCUCCCUUUUUUAGGGGUCUCCACUCGGGGUCUCCAUGUGAGGUUUCCAUUUUUGGGGUCUCCAUGGGGGGGUCUCCUUUUUGGUAGUCUCCAUUUGGUGUCCUCCUUUUGGGAGUCCCCUUUUUGGCGUCCCAAUUUUUGGGUCCCCAUUUGGGGGCCUCCAGCUGGGGUUCCCAUUUUAAAGGUUCUAUCUUGGGGUUCACCUUUUGGUGCCUCCAUUUGUGGUCCCCCUAUGGGAAGUUGUUGUAAUAGGCGUGAUCAGGGUCUCGGGAUGUAACGUGUCAGGCUCCUCCCCAUGUGUUAGGUAUGUGCCACGUGUACCAUCCAGUGGGCGUACACGAAGGGUUAAAAGAUAUAUAAGUGCUUGUUAGAACUUAAUAAACGCCAUUUUACCGCUCAUCA